Lottia gigantea (owl limpet) is the source of this 1454-nucleotide messenger RNA. RefSeq lists its product as hypothetical. The record is from RefSeq and is a predicted model, not a curated record. Lineage: Eukaryota; Metazoa; Mollusca; Gastropoda; Lottiidae. The coding region runs from base 1 to 900 and encodes 299 amino acids. The transcript is spliced from 6 exons.
AUGUCAGUAUUACUAGAUUGGGUAUCAGAUGCACACCUUCAUCAAACACUCACAGAACAACCAACACAACCAUCAGAAAAACUCUCUCAACCUGAUUAUCUUCAGGAAAAAAUUACUAGGGUUUUACCAUCACUAGUAGAUUUAUUAAAGGAAAACAACCUAGUUAAUCUACGUGUAUCUUUACCUUGUUUACAGUUUAUAUACUGGUCAUUAGUUCAUAUUGAAAAAUCACAAACUACCACAAAAACCAACAUGGUGUCUACAUUACGAAGAUUAGGAGAAGAGAUAUAUCGACCUCGUGCUCCACAUCGUACAGCCGACAGUCCAGAUAACUCUUUACACGACUAUCGUUAUGACAGACGUCAAGACGGACUGUUCUUUCACAGCUGUAAUUCACAUCUACGUUUUCUUUCAUCAUUAAUCAUACUGAAAACAUUGUCUCAAGCUGAUGUAUUAGCAAUAGUAUUUGAUACAGUGAAGAUAGAUUUAAAGUCAGAUAUGGUUAAAGAAUUAUUUUUAUAUUAUCAAGCUACUCCAGUUAUCUCUUCUUAUCUUAAACCUGUUAAUAAGGUGUUUCUUGGUCAAGCAAUAGAUAUAUUUAUACAGAUGUCAACAGAUUCACCAUUUGCAUCUUCAUUUCUAGAGAGUUGUGGUAAUGAGUCAUGGUUUCGUACUAUGGCUAUGGUAUUAAGAACACCAAUACAAGAUAAUCGUAUCAUGGACUGUAUCAGUAUUCUACUACAAAAACUCUCUAAAAUCAAAUCAAAUAAAAAGUAUUUUGAAGUAUAUACUAUAACUAGUAUUCUACAAGAGAUAUUAAGAAGUUGUGGAAAUGAAAAUGCCUUCCUGGCUCUGAAUCUAAAAUCUAUAUUAUUUAAUUUAAACUCUUCAUCAAAGUGAUUUUAAGUCCCUGAUGUUGAAAUUUUUGUGCCCUGAAACAAGGGGACAGAACUUUUAAGAUGUCUGAUUCCAAUGUCUAUUGUCCCUUUCAUCAAUUUCAGAACCUCUUUCUGUCUCAUUUGAUGUCAGCAGCAAUUCUGAUAUGAUAAGAUUUCUUUUGUUUUUUAACGGAAGCUAAAGUAUUGACAUAUUCUGCUAUCUACUAGGGCUGCUCUUAGGAGUUGAAUCCAAAUCCAAAGCUAUUUUUGGAUUCUAACUCCAUUCAAAUGAGCGCCUGGAUAUUUUCUCUUUUGAAAUUGAAUAGAACAGAUAAAGAAUGUAUAAGCAAUGGAAAUUUCAUUGUGUUGUCAAGCUACUUUUCUUUUCCGUGCUAGUGCCUUGCUCUUGUAAAACCACUCUGACAUGUGAAUGAUUUUUGAAUUGACUAUACUAGAGAAAUUUAAUGAUUUGUGUGGUUUGUGGAUUAUAACCAGCAUUAUAUUUUACCUGUGAUAACUUUAAAGUUCAUGUUUUUGUAUCAGAGUUAUAUGUAUUAAAAUAUGAAUAUCCUCAAU